Arachis duranensis is the source of this 1811-nucleotide messenger RNA. RefSeq names its product glyoxylate/succinic semialdehyde reductase 2, chloroplastic-like. Gene Ontology annotation, molecular function: glyoxylate reductase (NADPH) activity; NAD binding. NCBI's taxonomy places the organism in Eukaryota, Viridiplantae, Streptophyta, Magnoliopsida, Fabales, Fabaceae. Gene Ontology annotation, cellular component: chloroplast. The record is from RefSeq and is a predicted model, not a curated record.
CUUUUACCCAUUGGGAAAAAAGGGGCGAUUUUCUUUAGCAAUUAACAUAUUCGCUCUCUAAAGUGUGUUCGACUAAUCCCUUAUACUCUCACAGCAUAGAACCCUAAGCGACACAACACACUUUCUGCUUCAACAAGAAUGGCUAACGUAGUCCAAGAGCCUGGCAUUGUUUCAGAUCCUACUCAGAUCGAUGUCAAGCUUUUCAACCGCUGGAGCUUUGAUGACGUUCAGGAAAUCAAAGUUUUACGGAUUCGACAAGAAAGGGAACUGGUGGAAGGAGAGAACCGCAGGUACCGUCAAGUUCCCGAAGAACAAGGUUACUAGCAAGGUUUGGCUUCUCAUAUGAACAAAAUUCAUUUGUGCUUCUUUGUUUAUGUUGCUUAUUCUCUGAUUCUUCAGUUCGUAAGUAGUCAGCGAAGUUUAAAUUCAUUUCCGGAACUCUUGGCUUUCACUUCAUUGCCUUCACUCUCUUCAAUCCUCGCCCCCCUCUCUCUGUAGAAUCAGAGGGCUCAGCUUGCUCCGUAAUCAUGUUUGGCACGUGCAGAAGCUAAGGCCAGAGGUUCCUCCACUUCUUCCCAGCAGCAGUUCCAGGUUCUUAUGGAUACCCAUUUAUAGCAAAGUUUGUGAAUUUGUAUAUUCGAUAUUGAUUUGCAUAUUUUGAGUCAAGGGCACCUCAAAAACCAGGUUCUAAUUUCACCAAUGCAUAUAUCUUUCUUCAGAAUUCUCACUUAUUGUUCAUCCCCUCAUGUUAGAUUGAUGUUGCUUGUGGCAACCAUGGAGCUACAAAUGGAAUGGCUCUAGGAAAAGGCUAUGUGAAUGUUUCAACAGUUGAUGUUGAUACUUCAAAAUUGAUUAGUGAGCGCAUCAAAUCUACUGGAGCAUUAUUUUUGGAGGCUCCAGUUUCAGGUUCCAAAAAGCCAGCAGAAGAUGGUCAAUUGAUAUUUCUUACAGCAGGUGAAGGAAUUCAGGCUCCAUUUCAUGGCAGAGUUGGUAGCACUUUCAGAUAAAGAAACUGAAGCAAUUUAUUUGAUAUUGCUGGUGACAGAAAUCUUUAUGAAACGGUUGCUCCUCACUUGGACAUAAUGGGGAAAUCGAAAUUUUACCUCGGGGAUGUUGGAAAUGGAGCUGCAAUGAAACUCGUCAAUAUGAUUAUGGGCAGUAUGAUGGCGUCCUUUUCUGAAGGCUUACUUCUCAGCGAGAAAGUUGGGUUGGAUCCAAAAGUACUAGUCGAGGUAGUUUCACAGGGUGCAAUCAGUGCUCCAAUGUACUCAACCAAAGGCCCAUCUAUGAUACAAUCGCUUUACCCUACUGCAUUCCCUCUAAAGCAUCAGGAGAAGGAUUUGAGACUUGCACUGGGGUUAGCAGAGUCUGUAUCCCUCUACCCAAUUGCAGCAGCUGCUAAUGAGUUAUACAAGGUUGCAAAGUCCUAUGGCCUUAGUGAUGAGGAUUUCUCAGCUGUCAUUGAAGUAUUGAAAUCCAAAUUUCAGCAGUCAUAAAUAAAACCCCACCCACAAAAUUAAAUCAUAAAUAUUCCUUCAUUUUAUGAGAGCCAGGUUCUAUUUCAACAUAGUUAUGGACUAAAUUAUUAUCACAAUAAUUUUGAGGUUAUGGACUAAAUACUAAUUUUAAAUAUAUUGCCUUUUUCAUCGUGACUAAAACUUAAUGCUCUAGGAUCACUGACGGGAAUGCAACAUCAUUUUCAGCUAUCAAGAAGAGGAUGAAGAAGGAUAUUAAUGAAGUUGGAAAGAUUGCACAUGGUAUCAAAACAAAAAUAGAAGCUAUAAACAGAGAUGUAAUGAGACAAAGAUAAU